Messenger RNA from Cladocopium goreaui, 1032 nucleotides. The record is from the annotation of a GenBank genome assembly. NCBI's taxonomy places the organism in Eukaryota, Dinophyceae, Suessiales, Symbiodiniaceae.
AUGAAGAAAAGAGCCAAAGAUGUGAAGAGAGUUCGGGCUUCCAAAAAGGAAUCGUCGAAGCAAGGGAUGGCCAUUUCUCGCUCCAUUGACGUGUUCCAGGGUCGAUGUGAGAAGGCUAAGGAUCAGUUACAUACGAUGCUCCGGAGAUUGGGUGGCAUUGGGGCCCCCGCAGUGGUGAUGCAGUUGGUCACCUUGAUGUUCAUGAACCUUGGACCGAUCAACAUCAAUCUGGAUGCAUGUGAGUAUUUCGCAGGAGAGCAAGCAGUGACAUCAGCCUGGGCUGGCAAUGGAUAUCGGAUUGCUCCAUUUGAGAUCAAACUGAACCCAUUGAUGGACAUUUUGUCAGUUCCCGGGUUUUGUAUGGCACUGCUGAUGGUGAUGAUGGUCAAAGACCAUGGUUUUUCGAUGAUAGCCACGGUGUGCAGUUCGUGGGUGUUUGUAUCCCGAUCUGUGACAAAGCGAUCUCUCUGGCAGCCACUUGGGGACAGCUCAGUGAAAUCUGUGAAGUGUGGCAACGUGAUGGUGGCUCGAAUGGCCCUGAUCAUAUGGAUACUUGAGUCGAAGCUUGCAAUGUGGCUCUAUGAACAACCCCACACAUCGAUGCUCUUUCAGCACCCAAGAAUGCAGGAGUUGCUGAAGUCCUUGAAUGUGUAUAGGUGUCAUAUGUAUAUGGGUAGCUACGGUACCAAGUCACCGAAGCCUACACACCUUUGGUCACCUACACCUACAGUGAAUAUGUUUAACCUACCCCUGCCUGGGGGCAAGGAAUGGGCACCCAUGGUGUCCAAGAAGCUGAUGCCCGAUGGGCGUGUCCAAGUUACGGGCAACAGCUUGUUGAAAAAUUCCCAAACAUAUCCACGUGAGUUUGGAUUUGCAACCCUUCGGGUGUGGAAAAUGACUGAACAAAGGGAGUUUCCAAAGGAAAACACCCCUCCCAAAAACCUUUUGCAGAUGAAGGCAAAAGACAGCUGGAAAGAUGCUGAUCUCAAAGAUGUGUUUCAAUUUCUUAGCUUGGGAACAUUCAAAUCGUGA